Molecule: messenger RNA, 2757 nt
Organism: Uranotaenia lowii
Lineage: Eukaryota; Metazoa; Arthropoda; Insecta; Diptera; Culicidae
Exons: 1
Coding region: 1-2757 (918 amino acids)
Biological process (GO): DNA integration
Molecular function (GO): nucleic acid binding
Source: RefSeq, a predicted model, not a curated record
AUGAUUAAGUCUACGCAAAAACGGCCAUUCCCGAAAAUCAAAGGCGUUCAAAUCGAGAUCCCUAUUGACAAAAGUGUUGCGCCGGUGUGCCAACAUCCUCGUCGUCCCCCAAUUGCUCUUUUAUCCAAAAUAGAGGAAAAGCUAACCUCUUUGCUUGUUAGUGACAUCAUCGAGCCGGUAGAAGGCGGCUGUCAAUGGGUUUCACCAUUAGUAACAGUGGUUAAGGAUAAUGGGGACCUUCGAUUGUGCGUCGACAUGCGCCGCGCAAACCAGGCGAUUUUGCGAGAACGUCAUAUUAUGCCCACGGUUGAGGAUUUUUUGCCCAGAUUCACGUCCGCGAAGUAUUUUAGUCGUCUCGACAUAAAAGAGGCUUUUCAUCAAGUGGAGUUGAAAGAAGAAAGCCGUUACAUAACAACCUUCAUAACCCACAUGGGCCUCUUUCGCUAUAAACGGCUGAUGUACGGAAUUGUAGUUGCUCCAGAGAUCUUUCAGCGAAUCUUGGAGCAAGUUUUGAGUCGCUGCAAAAACACCGUCAAUUUUAUCGACGAUAUCCUUGUCUUUGGUAGCACAGAAGAAGAACAUGAUGCGGAACUAAAGGUAGUACUAUCGAUUCUGAAAGAUCGUGAAAUCCUCUUAAACCAAGAGAAAUGUCUGUUCAAGGUUAAUAGUUUGGAAUUUCUCGGACACACGAUCUCGUCGGAAGGUAUAAGACCGUCAAACCGUAAAGUUGAGGCUCUUCAAAGAUUUCGACCACCAAUCACCGCCGAGGAGGUACGAAGUUUCCUUGGGUUAGUGACGUACGUCGGACGCUUCCUCCCGAAUCUAGCAACAAUAACAGCACCGCUUCGCGAACUGACCCGGUCCGGCAUUAAAUUUGUAUGGGGGACAAAACAAGAGGAAUCCUUCAUGAAGAUUAAGAACAUGAUCAGUAAUGUGCAGCAAUUGUAUUUUUUCGAUAACACCUUCCGAACUAGGCUUAUCGCGGAUGCAUCACCGGUAGCGUUGGGGGCGGUUUUAAUACAAUUCGAAGGUUCAACUGAUUGCGAGCCACGACCGAUUGCAUACGCCAGCAAGAGUCUAACAAGCACCGAACAGAGAUACUGUCAGACUGAGAAAGAGGCAUUAGCCUUAGUUUGGGGUGUAGAAAGGUUUGCGGUAUAUCUUUAUGGGAGGACUUUCGAGCUUGAGACGGACCAUAAACCGUUAGAAGCGAUUUUUCGACCAACAUCUCGGCCAUGUGCUCGUGUGGAACGAUGGGUUCUGCGCCUCCAGUCUUUUUCUUUCAUAGUGAAAUACCGUCAAGGAUCAUCCAACAUAGCGGACCCUCUAUCUCGUCUGGUGAAUAAUCCGCCAUCGGAGACGUUUGACGCGGAAAGUAAGUUCAUGGUUUUAGCGGUAAUGGAGUCCGCUGCCAUCGACGUACAGGAACUUGAAGAUGCCACCCGAUCGGAUUCAGUUCUCAACAGUGUCAAAGAAUGUUUGCGGUCAGGAAAUUGGGACAAAGAGCAGGCUAAACCAUUUGCUUCAUUCAAGGACGAACUUGGAUUGGUAGGAGAUUUGUUGGUCCGGGGAAACAAACUUGUCGUACCUAUUAAACUUAAAUCAAGAAUGCUUGACAUUGCCCAUGAAGGACAUCCGGGAGAGUCCUUAAUGAAACGCCGUCUCCGUGAGCGCGUGUGGUGGCCGGGCAUGGAUAAAGAUGCCGUGUCCCGAGUAAAGACGUGUGAAGGCUGUCGUCUGGUUGGACUACCAAGCAAACCGGAACCGAUGAGCCGUCGCUCUCUACCUUCUGGACCAUGGAUCGACACCGCUAUUGAUUUUUUGGGUCCUCUGCCAUGUGGUUCUUAUCUUUUGGUUAUCAUCGACUAUUAUAGCCGUUAUAAAGAAAUUGAAAUCAUGUCGAAAAUAACCGCGAAAGAUACCAUUAACAAGCUUGACCGAAUCUUCACUCGCUUAGGUUACCCUCGGACCAUUACGCUCGACAAUGCCAAGCAGUUUAUCGGCACUGAACUAGAGAUGUACUGCAAGUACCACGGAAUCACGUUGAAUCAUUCGACACCGUACUGGCCGCAAGAGAACGGCCUGGUGGAGCGGCAGAACAGAUCUCUCAUAAAACGCCUCCAGAUCAGUGCUGCCUUCGGAAGAGACUGGAAACAGGACCUGCAGGACUAUCUUAUCAUGUACUAUACGACGCCUCAUUCCAUAACCGGGAAAACGCCCACCGAACUAAUGUAUGGCCACACAAUUCGAUCUAAGCUCCCAGCAAUUGGAGAUGUUGAGACGGUUCCGCCACAAACAGAGUUCAGAGAUCGGGACCAACAAUUGAAAGAACAGGGGAAGGAAAUGGAAGACACUCGUCGUCGUGCAAGAAAGUCUUCAAUAGAGUCAGGGGAUACGGUUCUUAUGCAGAACUUAAAACCUGGAAACAAGCUGCUCACCACCUUCAGCCCAAAACAAUACCUUGUUCUGUCACGGUCUGGCUCACGGGCAACAGUCGAAGACCUCCAGAAUGGCAAAUCAUAUGAUAGGAACGUUGCGCAUCUUAAAAAGAUUGUUCAGCCAGAGAUUGUAUCAGACGGGGUACCUUUCAAUAACAGUGACGAUCAAGAUGAGUUGCAGGCGUCAUCUGAAGAGGAUUUCCAUGGCUUUGAUUCAGAGGUAACGAAUUCCGAGACUAAUUCAUCUGAACCCAUCAUACCUGCUCGCCAGCGCAGAUCAGCCAAGAAACCUAGUCGGUUCAAUGACUACUACAUGUAG